AUGGCGGAGGAAGGAGCAGUCACGGUCUGCGUGCGGGUUCGGCCGCUUAUCAGCAGAGAACAAGAUCUUGGAGAUGCUGCACAGCUUCACUGGAAGACUGAAAAUAGACUCAUUUCUCAAAUUGAUGGAACAAGAUCCUUUAGUUUUGAUCGUGUAUUUCAUUCUAAUGAAACCACGGAAAAGGUAUUUGAAGAAAUAGCAGUGCCAAUUAUUCGUUCUGCCAUACAAGGUUACAAUGGUACAAUAUUUGCAUAUGGACAGACUGCUUCAGGAAAAACCUAUACAAUGAUGGGUUCAGCAGAUGGUUUGGGUGUAAUACCUAAAGCAAUUCAUGAUAUUUUCCAAAAGAUUCAGGAGAUUCCUGAAAGAGAAUUUCUAUUACGUGUAUCCUAUAUGGAAAUUUACAAUGAAACCAUAACAGAUUUACUCUGUGACACCAGGAAAAUGAAACCUUUAGAAAUUCGGGAAGAUUUCAAUAGAAAUGUGUAUGUAGCUGAUCUCACAGAAGAGGUUGUCUCCACACCAGAACUGGCUCUGCAGUGGAUCAAAAAAGGAGAGCGAAACAGGCACUACGGGAAAACAAAAAUGAAUCAGAGAAGUAGUCGUUCCCAUACGAUUUUCAGAAUGAUAUUGGAAAGUCGAGAAAAAGGUGACCCUUCUAACUGUGAUGGAGCUGUCAUGGUAUCUCAUUUGAAUCUUGUUGAUCUCGCAGGCAGUGAAAGAGCCAGUCAAACCGGAGCUGAAGGAGUUCGACUCAAAGAAGGCUGCAAUAUUAAUAGGAGCUUGUUUAUAUUGGGACAAGUGAUCAAGAAACUUAGUGAUGGACAACCUGGAGGUUUCAUAAACUAUCGAGAUAGCAAACUGACUCGAAUUCUCCAAAAUUCUUUGGGAGGAAAUGCAAAAACACUUAUUAUCUGCACUAUUACUCCAGUCUCUCUUGAUGAAACACUUAGUACACUUCAAUUUGCCAGCACGGCUAAAUAUAUGAAAAAUACGCCUCAUGUUAAUGAGGUAUUGGAUGAUGAAGCCCUCUUGAAAAGAUAUCGGAAGGAAAUAAUAGAUUUGAAAAAACAACUGGAGGAGGUUUCUUCAGAAACUCGUGUCCAGGCAAUGGAGAAAGAUCAAUUGGCUCAGCUUUUAGAAGAAAAAGACUUGCUUCAAAAAGUACAGAAUGACAAAAUUCAGAAUUUAACACAGAUGUUGGUGACCUCCUCCUCUAUCACAAUACAGCAGGAUCUGAAGGCCAAAAGAAAACGAAGAGUUACUUGGUGCCCUGGAAAAAUGAACAAAAUGAAAGACAUUGGCUACAUGGAUGACUUUGAUAUAGCAAAGGCCUUUGUAGCCAAAUCAGUCAAGCCUUCUCUACCUAUCAUAGCAGACACUGAUGAAUCUCUAUGUUCAGAGUUUGAUAUUUUCAGCAAUACUCUUGAAACAACAUCUGAGAUAGAGUGGAAUCCAGCAACAAAGCUAAAUCAGGAGAAUGUACAGAGUGAGUUGAAUUCCCUGCGUGCUAACUUCGACAAUCUGAUAUUAGAUUAUGAACAACUCCAAAGAAAAAAUGCAGAAAUAGAACAGAAGUUAAAUGAAAAGCUCGAGUUAGAGGAAUUUGUGACUCUGGAAAUGCAAAGCAUAAAGGAGCAGGAGGUAAAGAAUCAUGAAAUAUUAGCUAUAAUGAAACAUGAAGAUAAUGAACAGAAUACAAAAUCACAGUUGCUGAAAGAAAAGGAAGAACAAAUCAAGGAGAAAUUUUUAGAAUUACAGCUGAUGGAAAAGACAAUGGGAAAUGGUGAGAAAAUAUAUGAAGAACUAAAGCAUUUAAGACAGUCUCUCUGUGAUACUGAAACCAUAGCCCUGGAUGCCCAGAAAGAAACAGCAUUUCUUAAAUGUGAGAACCUAGAGCUGAAAGAAAAAACGAAAGAACUUUCAAGUCGAUGCAAGCAACUGGAAAAGGAUAAUCAUGUGUACCAAAGUCAGUUGCAGGAGAGAAGAGACAGUUCCCAGAGAAGGCAAGCUGAUCUAGAGAGAGAAUUACAGUCUGCUUUUAGUGAAAUCACAAAGCUGACUUCCAUUAUUGAGGGCAAAUAUCCAAAAGAUGUGCUUCUUACUGUGGAAUUGGAAAGAAAAGUUAAAGAUCUCCAAAAAGACCUGGAUAAAGCAAUCAAAGAAAAUGCAACUCUGCAAAAAGAAAUUAAUACACUAUCUGAAUUGAAGUCUUUACCUACUGAGCUAGAAAUACUGAAGAAAGAGAGACUUGAAAAAUCUGAAGAGCUGGAUUUGAUAAUAGCAGAAAAGGAUAAAUUUAGGGCUGAAGUCAUUUACAAGGACAACAGGCUCCAAGAACUACUUGAUGAAAUUGAGAAAAGCAAAGACGAGCUAGCGGCAGCCCAGGCAACUCAUCAGACCACCACUCAGGAGUACCAGGAUUUCAAGCGAUACCAUGGAGAGUUUGAGCAAAAUUAUUUUACUGUGCUUGAAGAGAUUGAGAAAAUGAAGCAGCAAAUUAUAACUCUGUCCGGAGAAGCUCAUGAAGUUGCUUUAGAUUUCAAUGAUUUGGUUAGAGAGCCAACCAAAGAGCCUCCUCCAAAAGUCCAAGAAAAGACCACUGAAGGAGAGAAAUUCCUUGAGGUGAGAGAAAAACUUUGUAAGGCUCAGCAGAAGUUGGAAGAGCGACUAAGUGGCGGGAGAUCCAGGCCUACAGAAGAGGAGAGGCAGUUUCUUCCCAAGCAUCUCCAUGGAAGCUCCAGGACGGGUGAAAAAGAUGCCCCUGAACAGUUCCCAGAGCUGCCCUUCCAGUCAGAGGAGGAGCAGCCCAGGCAGGAGCUGCACGCUGCCAGCCACUCAAGCAUGGGCACCCAGGAGGAACUGAUGAAUUAUUUUGAAUCCCACAAAUGUCAGGAAACUGUGGACUCCUCCAGCAUGCCCACAGAAUCAGGUGUGAAGGCAAUUCAAAAAGAAGCACUUGAUGAAUUGCAAGGAAAGGCCGUGAAGCUAAACGAAGGACAAAAUUUGGAGUCUUCAAGAAACAUAGCGCCUCUCCCAGACUAUGAAAAGGACGAUGAAUUACUUCAGCAACAAAGAAAGAUUUCCUCCUUAAUACAGGAAAAAAAUCAACUGCAGCAAAUGCUAGAGUGUGUCACAGCUGAAAAGAAUCAAUUGAAAACUGAUCUCGAGGAAAAUAUCGGAAUGAGUAUUGAAAAUCAAGAAGAAUUAAGAAAUAUUGGAGCAGCACUUAAAAAGCAACAAGAGGCAGUCCUCAAAGAAAGGAGGAAGACUGCCGACAAAGAAGGAGAACUUUUGAGGACUCAGGAGAGACUGGCAGACACUGAGGAGAAACUCAAUAUGAAGAUCCAAGAACUUCAAGAAAAAGAAGACCAGAUGUUGAAUGUUAGAAAAGAAGUCAUUGAGGCUCGAGAGAAAGUGAAUGAGAUGGAGCAAAUAAGGAACCAAUUAAAAUCCAAAAAUUCUACUCUGGAGAGGGUAGAAAUAGAGAACCUGGAGCUGGCUCAGAAACUCCAGGCUAGUCUAGAACAAACAUCAUCAAUAACCAAAGAAAUAAAUGAGUUCAAGAAGACACAGGUGGCUCUCCAAUUAGAGAGAGAUCAACUAAAAGAAAAUAUCAAAGAAGUUGUAACUAAGGCCCUGGAAACACAAGAAGAACUAAAAGUUGCUCAGACCUGUCUGAAGGAACACCAAGAGACAAUUGAUAAACUGAAAGAAAGAAUUUCAGAGAAGAUGGCUCAAGGGAUAAAUGAUCCAAAAGCUUUAGAGAAAAUUAAUGCUGAACUAAUGCAAAAGAUUCAAGAACAUCCGGCAAAACAAGAACAUAUAUUUAAUGUCAGAGAGGAAGACAGUGAAACUCAAGAAAAAAUAAAGGAAAUGGAACAAUUAAAGGAGCAAUUAAUAUCCAAAGAGUCUGCCCUGGAGAGAAUCAAUUUGGAAAACCUGGAGUUGGCUCAGAAACUCCAAGCCAGUCUUGAAGAAACCACAUCUGUGACUGAGGAGAGAGAUGAACUGACAAAGACACUGAUGACUCUCCAGGAGGAGAGCCAUCAACUGAAACAAAACAUAAGAGAACUUGAAGCCAAGGGUCUGGAAACACAAGAAGAACUCAGAAUUGCUCAGAUGGGUCUGAAGGAGCACCAAGAGACAAUUGACAGAUUAAAAGAAUGUGUUUCAGAGGGAGCCGCUCAAGUGUCAAAGAAUCAAGAAGCUUUUGAGAAAACUAAAGCUGAGCUACAGAAAAGGAUUCAAGAGCUUCAGGAGAAAAAAGAGCAAGUUUUUAAUGUCAGAGAAGAAGGCAAUAAAGUGGAGGAAAAAGUGAUUGAGGUGGAACAGUUAAAGAAGCAACUGAAAACCAAAGAAUCUUCUCUGGAGAGGAUAGAAAUGGAAAACCUGGAAUUGGCUCAGAAACUCCAAGCCAGUCUUGAAGAAACCACCUCUGUAGCUAAGGAGAGAAAUGAACUGGCAAAGGCACAGGAGGCUUUUCACAUAGAGAUGGACCAGCUGAAAGAAACCAUAAGGGACCUCAGAGCUAAGGGUCAAGGAACCCAAGAAGAGCUCAGAUUUGCUGAUAUGUGUCUAAAGGGGCACCAAGAAACAAUUGAUAAACUGAAAGAAUGCAUUUCAGAGAAGACAGCUCAAGUAUCAAAGAGCCAAGAAAUUUUAGAGAAAACCACUGCUGAACUACAGGAAAAGAUCCAAAAGCUUCAAGAAACAGAAGAGAUGCUUCUUAAUAUACAGAGAGACGUGAACAAGACUAGGCCACAAAGACAGUCACUCUGUCAGUUGGAGGACCAGUUAAAGAACAUGAGUAACACAUUGUCCAUGGCUGAGACAGAGAAACUGAACCUGACUCAGAAACUGGCUUCAUGUCUUAGUGAAAUGAAUGCUCUCUGCAAGGAGAGAGAUGACCUGAAGGAAACCAAGAAGGCUCUCCAAACAGAAAUAAGUAACCUAAAAGGAAAUCUAAAGCAGAUUGGAAUGGCGAACCAACAGAAACCAAAAGAACUGGUAAAAAUGGAAGCAAACUCAAGAAAGGACAUCAAGCAACACCCUAUUGAAAGUCUUAAAGAAAAAUGCUCAAAGAUAAAUGAACUUCAGAAGAAAUAUACUAUGAUGGAAAGUCGCUUUGGGUUCCUGAGCAAACUCUCUGUUGACUUGAAAAAGGCAUUUGAAAACCAAAAUGAGCUCCAGGUCAAAGUUCGAGCAUCCCUUUAUCAUACACCUCAGUUAACUAAAGCUGUUGAAAAAAUUUUAGCCAGCAGCCGGCGCUGUAAUAAUGAUCUCCACUCCAGCAGCAUAUGCGUACUAAAGAAACUCGAGGGUGUGUUAAAGCGUGUUGUAGGCAUAAGGAAGGAGCAUCACAGUGCUAUCAACAAACUUGAAAUGGAUUUGAUUAGGGAGGCAGAAAGGCAGAAUGAACUACUUGUUAAAACACAGCAUCUUCACCAACAUUCUCAAGGAGGACCCCCAGAAUUAAGUGGAUAUAAAUUGAGCCAAAAGAUGGAUCUACACAUGGAGCAAAUUCUCAAGGAUGUUUCAGAAACACAAAAUGAUGUCCACAACAUGAUAGCUGAAUUCCAACAAUUGUUAAAUGCUAAGAAAGAAAUUAUCUUGUUCCUGGAUGUGUGCUUAAAUACACAUUUUGAUGUGGAAUGCCUUAAAAAAGUAAUACAGGAGGAGAAUGACAAGAUUGUUAAUGUGAAUAACUCGUACUAUAAUAAAAUAAAGGCUAUUAUAAAUGGAUCCUCUGAGUUUGAGGACAAAAGUGUUGUUGAAUAUAAAGAGUGGGAAUGUGAACUGAGACAAAUGAAGGAGGAGAACAAAGAACUCAUAAAGAAGUUACAAACUACACAGACACCCCCUACAGCUCUGGAUGAUUUGGAUGCUCUUAGUGGAGGAGGAGAAAAGAAGCAUGGCCUUACAAUGAAGCACACAGGACGAACCACAAUGGAAAUUCAAGAAAGUGUAUUUUGUGAAGACAAAGAAAACAAUCAUGAGCAAGAGGAAAUUGAUCCAAUGCAGAAAAAUCUGGAAGGGACUAAAGUUAUGAGGAACAAACACCUUCAAAGUCAACAAACAUUAGCACAAAGUCCUCAAGAUGCCAAAGCAACUUUAGGUGCUGUGUCCAAUAAAGAAAUUGAUGAUCUCAAGAUGAAGUUGGUCAAAUUGAACAUGGAAAAGAUGAAUGAGUCCAAGAAGUUUGAAAAAGAAAUUGCUUCUAAAACUGCCAUCAUAGAAUAUAACGAGGAGCUUAUAUGCCAGCUGAAGGAGAGGCUUAGAAGAGCUCAGCAAUGCAGCGACACCUCCAUGUCAGAAGCACUUGCUCCUGCUUCAGUCUCGCACACGCCACUGACCUGUGGAGGCGGCAGCGGCAUUGUCCAGAGCACAAAAGCCCUGAUUUUAAAGGCAGAUCGCGUGAGGCUUGAGAGAGAGAUCUUGAAGUUAAAGCAGCAGAAUGAAUAUCUGACUAACCAUCAAAGUCAGCUGUCCAGCAACAAUUUUCAUCUUGUCAGAGAAGUCAAAAAAUGGAAGGAGAGAGCCCUUAAAAAGGAAGCCCAAGAAGUUCCUUGUGUGCAUUCUCCAAAAUCUCCCAGACUGGCUGAAGUUACCCCACUUAAGAGACAGUGCAUGUCACCUCUGUAUAAAGAGCAGGUUUCACAGGAAACCAAGCCCAAGGAUUCACCAAAACCUUGGGCAUUCGAUGGGCGGUCCAAGUCUCUACCAGUCACUUGUCUUAAUAAUUACUUUGAUAACUCUGGCCUAGGCCUACUCCCAGAAGUAGCUUUCAAUUCUGCAAAUGAUCCAACAAAAGGAAUCCCUCGUCCCUUCCCUGCCUGCGGCUGCACCCUAAACACCCAGCAGAGGCCCUCGGCCCCUCGUGCCCAUCACACCCUUCCCUCGGACAUCCCGCUGACUAAGACCGCUUGGUCUCCACUGUGA
Molecule: messenger RNA, 6942 nt
Organism: Gracilinanus agilis (Agile Gracile Mouse Opossum)
Lineage: Eukaryota; Metazoa; Chordata; Mammalia; Didelphimorphia; Didelphidae
Gene: CENPE
Product: centromere protein E
Exons: 44
Coding region: 1-6942 (2313 amino acids)
Biological process (GO): microtubule-based movement; mitotic cell cycle
Cellular component (GO): microtubule
Molecular function (GO): ATP binding; plus-end-directed microtubule motor activity; microtubule binding
Source: RefSeq, a predicted model, not a curated record